AUGCGAAAUAUUAAAAACUUAUCAAUUAAUAUCAAAUCUUGUGAAAUUAAUGACGAAGUCAUUAUAAAUCUAUCAAAAUAUAUUUCAAGCAUUCAAAAUUUAGAAGAUUUAGAUUUGUAAAUCACUGAAAAUUGCGUUUUAAGCGAAAAUGCUUUAGAAUAAUUUUUUUUAGGCUUAUCCUAAUAAAAAAAUAUUGAAAAAUUAAAAAUGCAUAUCAUUUCAUUAAGUUCUCUAAAUCUUCAAAAUAAAUUUAUUGAAACUUUAAAAUUGGACUUCUAAUAUCUUUAUGGUUAAGAAGAUAGAUAUGAUAACAUAGGGAUUUCUCUCUAAAAUAUGAAAAACCUAAUAUAUUUAGAUUUGAAUAUAAGUUAAUAAGUAACAAGUAUUUGCUUAGAUGGGAUUGGAGAAUCUCUUACAAAUCUUAAAAAUAUAAAAACACUUAAAUUGUCUCUUUUGACUAAUUACACAUAUGUAGAUUCUUUUUAGAAAGGCAUAAAUUCUCUUUGUAAUUUGGAAAACCUUAAAUUGCAAAUCAGAAAAAGAGACUUAUAAAAAAAAAUAUAGUAAGAAUAAUCACAAUUACAAAAAGAAGUUGUUUGUAUUAAAAAUCUAAGUAAGUUGACGAUAUUUGAAUUAAAACUUAAUUCUAUGACAAAAUUUAUCUUUUUUCUUUAAACUGAAACCGAAGAUGAAUACAUUGAAGAUUUAUUUAGAGAGAUUAAGCACUUAGUUAAUCUUAAUUAACUAGUAUUAAAUGUAAUGCCUAGCUCUUUUAGCUUUGAUGCUUCAAAAAUACUCUCAGAUAGCCUAAACAAGUUAAAAUACUUAUAAAAAAUUACUCUUGGUAUAAUCACAUAAGAAAAAAUUACAUUAGAAACAGUAAAAAAUAUUAGAGAUGGAUUAAAAAAACACAAAAAUUUAAGUAUUUUGAAUGCUUAUCUAACUGAAGAUUUAUAAUAGGAAUAAGAAAAUUAUUAAUUGAAAAUGAUAAGAUAAAGGUUUCCAAUUGGAACCAAUUUGGUGAAAUUUGCUCAGUGUGCAAAUUUUUUAUUGUAAUUAUUAGAAGAAAAAUAAAAUGUUGAGAAUGCAAGCAAUUCAUAAUUUUUAUACGAAAAAUAGUUUCCAAUUGGAACCAAUUUGGUGAAAUUUGCUCAGUGUGCAAAUUUUUUAUUGUAAUUAUUAGAAGAAAAAUAAAAUGUUGAGAAUGCAAGCAAUUCAUAAUUUUUAUACGAAAAAUAGUGA
Tetrahymena thermophila SB210 is the source of this 1242-nucleotide messenger RNA. RefSeq lists its product as hypothetical. The record is from RefSeq and is a predicted model, not a curated record. The transcript has 5 exons. Lineage: Eukaryota; Ciliophora; Oligohymenophorea; Hymenostomatida; Tetrahymenidae.